AUGGACAUCCCUGAAUCAGUCCAACCAACAGUCAACAAGAUGGACAUUGAUGAUUCCCCUGUUGUCGAACCAGAACCCAGCGCCCCUUCAUCACCACCUCCCCCUCCUUCAAACCCUCGAUGCUCCAUCUGUCUCCACUCCCAAAGCCCAGGCCCAUCUUCUGCUUUCAUCUCCAGUGUCCACACUGCUAACACCUUAGAUGACAUUGAGGAGGAUGUUGAAAAUGGUGAUGACAAAAUGCCUAGCAGGUCAAGUCCAAUUGGUCCAGGGCGCAUUGCCAAAUAUGAUAAUGAGGUUGAAGGAUUGCCAUCAUAUUACCGCAACCGGUCUAGGACCAACCCAGAUAUUGAGGGAACUGAACCGGACCACCUAGGACCGGUCUUUUGCGGUCCAUGGACCGCGUUCAAACCGAUUCAGACUGGUCUUUUUGUGUAA
This is a messenger RNA of Laccaria bicolor S238N-H82, 435 nucleotides long. RefSeq lists its product as uncharacterized. NCBI's taxonomy places the organism in Eukaryota, Fungi, Basidiomycota, Agaricomycetes, Agaricales, Hydnangiaceae. The coding region runs from base 1 to 435 and encodes 144 amino acids. The transcript is spliced from 3 exons. The record is from RefSeq and is a predicted model, not a curated record.